This is a messenger RNA of Triticum turgidum subsp. durum (durum wheat), 1008 nucleotides long. Lineage: Eukaryota; Viridiplantae; Streptophyta; Magnoliopsida; Poales; Poaceae. The record is from the annotation of a GenBank genome assembly.
AUGGCCACGCGAGCUCUGUUCGUCUCCCUCCUCCUCGCGCUCUGCUCGGCUCUCGGGGAGGGGGUCUCGGCAUUGCGCGGCCGCGCCAACGGCGACGCGGUCAAGUUCGACUUCACGCCCUUCCUCAUCCAGUACCAGAGCGGGCGGGUGCAGCGGCUGAUGGGCACCAGCGUGGUGCCGCCGUCCGUGGACGCGCGCACCGGCGUCGCCUCCACCGACGUCGUCGUCGACCAGGGCACGGGCCUCGCCGUCAGGCUCUACCGCCCGAGCCGCCGCGGCAGGCUCCCCGUGCUCCUCUACUUCCACGGCGGCGCGUUCGUCGUCGAGUCGGCCUUCGGCCCCGUCUACCACAACUACCUCAACGUGCUGGCGGCCAGGGCGGGCGUCAUCGCCGUGUCGGUGAACUACCGCCUCGCGCCGGAGCACACGCUCCCGGCCGCCUACGACGACUCGUGGACGGCGCUCCAAUGGGUGCUCUCCAACGCUCGCAACGGCUCCGGCUACGGCGCGUCCUGGCUCUACAAGCACGGGGACAUGUCCCGGCUGUUCGUUGGCGGGGACAGCGCCGGCGGCAACAUCGCGCACAACCUCGCAAUGCGCGUGGGGCAGCAGGGCCUGGGCCAGGACGACGGCAAAGGGCGGAUCAAGGGCGUGGCGCUGCUGGACCCGUACUUCCUGGGCGGGCACGCGGGCCCGUGGGCGGAGCGAUCGUGGGGGUUCAUCUGCGCGGGGCGGUACGGGACGGAGCACCCGUACGUGGACCCGAUGGCGCUGCCGGCGGACGCGUGGCGGCGGCUCGGCGCCCGGCGCGUGCUGGUGACCAAGUCGGGGCAGGACGGUCUGGGGCCGUGGCAGCGCGCGUACGUGGACGCGCUCCGGGGCAGCGGCUGGGGCGGGCAGGCGCGGCUGUACGAGACGCCCGGCGAGGGGCACUGCUACUUCCUCAACAACCUCCAGUCGCCCAAGGCCGCCGCGCAUAUGGCCACCGUCGCCGCGUUCCUCAGCUAG